ACACGCGUUUUCAAAAAGGAACAAAAGGAGAAAAAAAAAUGAGAAGUCAUCUGAUUCUGCUCAAGCCAUGCGAGCUCAGAGCUUCUUCUGUUCUUCGUCUCCAUAAGCUUCCUCUGAUUUUUUUUGGUCUUCUGCUUCUGAUUUCGGAUCUCGGAUUCAGAUCGAACUCAGUUUGAAUUAGCUUCCGCGUUUUCUGACUCGGUGUUCAUCUCCCGCCCCUUGCUGUCUUCUCGCUUGCUUAGUCUCAUGAUGGAUGAGAGCUGGAAAUCUGUUCGAUUAAGGUUACGAAUGAGUUUCUCUGUGGCGUUUUUCGUGCUUUUGAGCUUCCGUUCGUGUUCUUCCUUGAACAAUGAAGGGCUAGAUCUUCUGAAAUGCAAAGAAAGGGCGGUGAAAGAUGGAGUAGCUGCUGAUUCGAGAACUGCCGGUUUUCACAGGAAACUAAUUGGUCGUUUCUAUAACCCGUACACUGCUUUGGCUAACAACCGUCCCGUGGCAACUCUCGCUCCACCGGCAUCCUCGGCACCUUCUCCGGCACCUAUUGCUAAAAGACCUGCUCCAUUGCCUAGGGUGCGGACGAAAUCCCAUAAAGACGAUGUUUCUGCUCCAUCUCCUUCUGUGCCUCAGAUAAAAGAAACCCCCCAAACAGAUUCUUCCAGUCCAAGAAGUUCUGCAUCUUCUUCAGACAAAAAGAUUCCUGUAGUCGCUGGCUGCAUAGGUGCUGCUGUUUUUCUUAUCCUCUUAGCUUCCGGUGUAUUCUUUUUCAGAAGCAAGGCAGGGAAAUCUGUGAAUCCUUGGCGUACAGGUCUUAGCGGACAACUUCAGAAAGCAUUCGUAACUGGUGUUCCAAGACUCAAAAAAUCCGAGAUCGAAGCUGCAUGCGAAGAUUUCAGUAAUGUCAUCGGCUCCUGCCCCAUCGGCACAUUGUUCAAAGGGACACUAUCGAGCGGGGUGGAAAUAGCUGUGGCAUCUGUUGCUGCUUCGUCUGCCAAGGACUGGAAGGAAAACGUGGAAAUGGAGUUCAGGAAGAAGAUCGAAACGUUAUCGAAGAUUAACCACAAGAAUUUUGUAAACCUUCUUGGGUACUGCGAGGAAGAUGAACCUUUCACCAGGAUCAUGGUCUUUGAAUAUGCUCCAAACGGAUCACUUUUCGAGCAUCUACACUUUAAAGAAUCCGAACACUUGGACUGGGGAAUGCGGCUAAGAAUAACGAUGGGCAUAGCGUAUUGCCUCAACUAUAUGCACCAACUCGACCUGCCUGUCGCCCACAGCAACCUCGUCUCAUCAACGAUUCACCUCACCGAGGAUUACGCCGUCAAAAUCGCAGACUUUAGUUUCGGGAACCAACAAUGCCCCUCGGCGAAAGAGAAUAGUGCGAAUGCUCUCAUCGAUUCACGGGCCUCGGUCCCAACCUUAGAAGACAACGUUUACAGCUUCGGAGUUCUACUUAUCGAGAUGAUGACGGGAAAACUCUCGGACUCGGAGGAUAGCGGGCUUGCGGGUUUCUCGAGGGGAGAGAUUCUAAGAGAGAUGGCAGAUCCGACGCUCGAAUCUUUUGAUGGUGAGAAGUUUGAGAAGAUAGGCGAAGUGAUCAAGUCUUGUGUCGAGACCGACCCGAGGGAGAGACCGGCAAUGAGAGAUGUGGUGACGAGGUUGAGAGAGAUCACGGGGAUUUCCCCCGACGACGCCAUCCCGAAACUGUCGCCGCUCUGGUGGGCGGAGCUGGAGGUCAUGUCGACGGCCUGAAGAGUCUCUUUCCCACCAAAACUGUAAGUAAUUUCAGAAAUGUGAUGACGAGUUUUGAGUGCUCUUGUUGUAGCUAGUGAAAUCCAUAAGAAGUUGUUUGUUGCUGUUCUCAGUAUACAUAUUGCGUGUGUGUGUGUAUACACGUGCACCUAUAUACACACACACGUACAUAUAUAUAUAUAUAUAUACUAGUGUAUAUAACGACCGGAAAUCAGGUAAAUUUGAUCCA
Molecule: messenger RNA, 1972 nt
Organism: Tarenaya hassleriana
Lineage: Eukaryota; Viridiplantae; Streptophyta; Magnoliopsida; Brassicales; Cleomaceae
Product: probable inactive receptor-like protein kinase At3g56050
Exons: 6
Coding region: 247-1743 (498 amino acids)
Biological process (GO): protein phosphorylation
Molecular function (GO): protein kinase activity; ATP binding
Source: RefSeq, a predicted model, not a curated record